GAGGGGUCUGGAGGCGGGGCGGGGCCUGCGCUGGGCACGCCGGGAGCGCUUGCGGACCGCCGGCAGCCGCAGGGGAGGCUGACCCGGACGCGGCGGCUGGGCUUGCGAGUAGGCUCCCGCUGCUGCUGGCUCCCGCUCUGCCUGCCUCAGAACAGACUCCUCCUGCGAGAGGAUUUGAAUUUGUUGAAAUGAGCAAUCGUAAAUCAAAGAACAACUUGCUACAUGGAGAGUCCCUUUCUCAGGUACAAAGAAUUUUACGAGAAAGAUUUUGUCACCAGAGUCCACAUAAUAACCUGUUUGGAGUGCAAGUACAAUACAAACACUUACUUGAACUGCUAAAAAGAACAGCUGUCCAUGGAGAAAGUAACUCUGUGCUCAUCGUUGGACCCCGAGGAUCUGGCAAGACCAUGUUAAUAAGCCAUGCUUUAAAAGAGCUCAUGGAAAUAGAAGAAGUGAGUGAAAAUGUAUUACAAGUUUAUCUAAAUGGACUGCUGCAGAUCAAUGAUAAAAUUGCUUUGAAAGAAAUCACAAGGCAGUUACAUCUGGAAAAUGUAGUGGGAGAUAAAGUUUUUGGAAGUUUUGCUGAAAACUUUUCAUUUCUUCUGGAAGCUUUAAAAAAAGGUGACCGGACUAGUAGUUGCCCCGUGAUCUUCAUAUUGGAUGAAUUUGAUCUUUUUGCUCAUCAUAAAAACCAGACACUUCUCUAUAAUCUUUUUGACAUUUCUCAGUCCGCACAGACUCCAGUAGCAGUUGUUGGUCUUACAUGUAGAUUGGAUAUCUUGGAACUCCUAGAAAAAAGAGUGAAGUCACGAUUUUCUCACCGACAGAUACACUUAAUGAACUCAUUUGGUUUUCCACAGUAUGUUAAAAUUUUUAAAGAACAAUUAUCUCUACCUGCAGAAUUUCCAGAUAAACUUUUUGCUGAAAAGUGGAAUCAGACCAUUCAGGGUCUCUCAGAAGAUAAAAGUGUACGAGAAAUUCUCCUGAAGCAUUUUAAUGUCAGCAAAAACCUGAGGUCAUUACACAUGCUACUGAUGCUCGCUUUAAAUCGAGUGACUGCAUCACACCCCUUGGUCACUGCCGCGGAUCUGACGGAGGCAGCCCAGCUUUGCAGCAUGGAUUCUAAAGCAAACGUUGUGCACGGACUGUCAGUCUUGGAAAUUUGCCUCAUAAUAGCCAUGAAACAUUUAAAUGACAUCUACGAAGAGGAGCCCUUUAACUUUCAGAUGGUGUAUAACGAGUUUCAGAAGUUUGUUCAAAGGAAAGCGCAUUCUGUGUAUGCCUUUGAGAAGCCUGUGGUCCUGAAGGCUUUUGAACACCUACAACAGUUAGAAUUAAUAAAGCCCGUGGAAAGAACUUCAGUAAAUUCACAGAGGGAGUACCAGCUGAUGAGACUGCUCUUGGAUAACACGCAGAUCAUGAAUGCGCUGCAGAAGUACCCCAACUGCCCCACGGACGUUAGACAGUGGGCGACGUCCUCGCUGAGCUGGCUGUGAGCCCGCUUCACCGGUUUCAGACGUCGUUCACCGACAGCCUGCAAGCUGUUGUCCUCUGCAAGACGUCACUGUAUUAUUCUGUGUCUGUGAACAUUUACUGCACGAGACGCUGCGGCACGUGUGUCUUGGCCGUGUCUCACCUGUGACUCACAGCAGCUGCGCGAUUUAUCAUUCCAGUCCACUGUGCUGCAGGUAGCAGUUCAGAAGAAUAAAAUGCGAGUAUUUUAGAGAUUGAGCCAUUUUUAAAA
This is a messenger RNA of Chinchilla lanigera (long-tailed chinchilla), 1744 nucleotides long. RefSeq names its product origin recognition complex, subunit 4 (gene Orc4). The transcript has 14 exons. NCBI's taxonomy places the organism in Eukaryota, Metazoa, Chordata, Mammalia, Rodentia, Chinchillidae. Gene Ontology annotation, molecular function: DNA replication origin binding; ATP hydrolysis activity. Gene Ontology annotation, biological process: DNA replication initiation; DNA replication. Bases 189 to 1496 code for a protein of 435 amino acids. Gene Ontology annotation, cellular component: nuclear origin of replication recognition complex; nucleus. The record is from RefSeq and is a predicted model, not a curated record.